AUGGCGACAACAGCACUGAACACUGCGCAUCAUGCCAUUGUAGGAGCGCAUGACCUCAGUAGCGCCUACUAUCAGAUACCUAAAGAAUGCAAAGCUGGCGUGGUGGUUAAUGAGGGACCAAACUUCUUCGUCCAAAUUCAAACAGUACUUGUUCCCGAGCCAGGUCCCGACGAAGUGCUCAUCCGCCUUAACGUGACGGGGGUCUGCUUUUCCGACAUUCAUUUCAUGAGGGGAGACCUUGAUCUCCCUCCGAUGUCAGCUUUCGGCGUUCGAUCGCCUGGUCACGAGGGAGCAGGGAUUGUUGUCAAACUUGGAAACAAUGUGAAGAAUUGGAAGGUCGGAGAUCGUGCAGGCAUCAAGCCAGUCUGGGAUAUAUGCGGAACGUGCGAGUUCUGCUGGACUGGGAGGGACGCUUUCUGCGCAAAGUCUCUGCACGCCGGGCUCAUGAAGCCUGGCAGUUAUCAGCAAUAUGUUUUGUCUCCUGCUCGGUAUACGAUGCCGAUUCCUGACGGUGUGGAUGACUAUACAGCAGCGCCCAUCAUGUGCUCGGCUAGCACGGUAUAUCGGUCACUGGUCGAAGCAAGACUUACGCCAGGAGACUGGGUGGCGUUUCCAGGAGGCGGAGGCGGCGUAGGUAUCCAAGGCGUCCAGAUUGCCAAAGCCAUGGGCUUACGACCCAUUGUUAUCGACUCUGGUGAUGAGAAACGAGAUUUGGGCCUAAUGUGCGGUGCCGAGCACUUUGUCGAUUUCAAAAAGUCCGCAGACGUUACUGCCGAGGUGGUCUGCCUUGCUGAUGGUGUCGGUGUACAUGCUGUGAUCGUCACUGCACCGGGAGCUUAUUCAAAAGCAAUUGACCUGGUUGGUAAGCGGAUAUCAGCUAAGGUCAUGUGCAUCGGCCUUCCAGCCAAAGGGACUACUCACCUUGGGUGCGAACCCUCGAAGUUCUGUUUCCAGAACUUGACCAUCUCUGGCACCCUGGUCGCAAACUUAAGUGACAUCUCCCGGGCACUGGAAUUUGCGAGCAGAGGGCUGCUAAAGCCUAUCUAUACCGUCUACGGAAUCGAAGAAUUGCCGGAGGCCGUCGAAAAGCUGAAACAAGGACAAGUCGCUGGUAGAGCUAUUAUUGACUUCAACAAGUGA
This is a messenger RNA of Exophiala viscosa, 1140 nucleotides long. Its product is annotated as chaperonin 10-like protein. The transcript has 5 exons. Gene Ontology annotation, cellular component: cytoplasm. NCBI's taxonomy places the organism in Eukaryota, Fungi, Ascomycota, Eurotiomycetes, Chaetothyriales, Herpotrichiellaceae. Gene Ontology annotation, molecular function: zinc ion binding; alcohol dehydrogenase (NAD+) activity. The coding region runs from base 1 to 1140 and encodes 379 amino acids. The record is from RefSeq and is a predicted model, not a curated record.